This is a messenger RNA of Aspergillus melleus, 1278 nucleotides long. Its product is annotated as F-box protein. The record is from RefSeq and is a predicted model, not a curated record. Lineage: Eukaryota; Fungi; Ascomycota; Eurotiomycetes; Eurotiales; Aspergillaceae. The transcript is spliced from 3 exons. The coding region runs from base 1 to 1278 and encodes 425 amino acids. Gene Ontology annotation, molecular function: protein binding.
AUGAGUUCCUUCUCCCAGCUGAUCACCAAUGUGAAAAAAGCCCGCGCUGCCUUCAAUAGAGGGAGAAGCAAAUCGGACGCCAAGCGGAACAAUCACUCCAGAUACAGUGUAUUUCCGUCGUCACUCUCGUCAACGUCUGUUGUCGAACAAGUCAACCUAAUACCCACGUCCUCACCCUGGGACCUCCUCCCCGUCGAGCUCCAGAUCAAGAUCUUCGCCUAUUGCGGCGUCGCCGAUUUCUUGCCCUUGAAACUUGUCUGCCGAGCCUUCUUUCAACUCCUGAACUCUCAGGAGCACUGGAUCACUCGACAGUACCUCCGUCAACGCCGUCAUGGAACCCUCCCGUCUCCGAUAGAUAGCGAACGAACAUAUUCUCGACACCCAGAAGACGAUGUGGUGCUGCUGUCGGAUUUGUUUCCACCUACAACCAGCGCAAAAGGAGGUCAUCUUUACACUUUCCGAUACAUCCAUAGUCUCCGGCGCCGCCAGAAACUAUGCUCGAAGCUAUGCUAUUUCCUUGCCGAUCGAGUGGUGGAUCGCUUCAUGCGGAGCGAGCCGGGCUUUGUGAAAUCGAGGUUCCCGUCGAGGACCGAGCGCAACGACUUCAUGAAACGGGCCGUCGGGACUAUCUGGUUCUACCUUACGCCGCUUAUGUACUAUACACUGUACUUCCUUGAGACCUAUGCCCUAGCCAGAAGAGAGCAGACCAAUGCCCUUUUGCGCGAUUUCGAAGCCGGACGCCUGCCGGUUAAGAUCCCCCCCGAUGUUCGCAAGACUCUAUACCGGGACUUGCAGGUUCAAAUCAUUCAGUCCCCACCCUUUACAGACACCGCCACCCUCGUCUCCACACAUCACUGCAUGCAACUCCUGGUGUCAUACUUGCAAUACACCGUGCCCCCCGAUGAGCCCGGGCCAUCGGACGAUAGUUGGAUAGGCUCGUUGCUCACCGUGUCGCCGUUCACGCGCGUGCUGGAAUAUUUCUCGGCAGAAAUCGGCGACGGUGGCAGUCAGCGAAUGCAGCGAAAAGAGUUCAUGCACAACUUCCACAACGACAUCACUUCCAAUGAAAAGGACGACAUGAACUCCUCGGUGUUCGAGUGUGCCCCGCACAUUCACGUGCAUGGUUCCACGCAGGAUGUCUGGUUUGACGUGGUUACUCAGGAAUUAGCGUCAAGACGGACCGUGGAGCAUAAGCCGGAGCUUGUCCUGGUGUGGGAUGGGCUACCUAUUGUAUUCGGCUGUCAUUAUUGUCGGGACUCAGCAGGAUGGCGCGCAUAA